AUGCCGGGACAACUGACUCAAUUAGUGCAGGCCGCAGCCAAGCCGUUGCCGGAAAUCAAAGAUCCGUUGUUCGGACAGAUGUUCGACACAUUCCGCAACUAUAAAGUCGUUCUUUUAGGCGAUGGUAGUCACGGCACAUCCGAGUUCUACAGUGCUCGAGCAGAAAUCACAAAACAUCUCGUCGACUUUCAUGGCUUCAAUAUGAUCGCGCUCGAGGCCGAUUGGCCCGACGCGGAGGCCAUCGAUCGCUAUGUACGUCUUCGUCCUGGACCUAAAGGGCGUAUAGGUGGUAAGAGCAAGAUCGAGCCUUUCAAGCGAUUUCCGACAUGGAUGUGGAGAAAUCGCGAGAUGCAAGAUCUCGUCGAAUGGAUGCGCGAUAGAAAUGCCAAGGUUCGUCCAGAAGAAAGAGCCGGGUUCUAUGGACUGGAUCUGUACAGUAUGGGGGAAUCUAUCAAGUCCGUUAUUCAAUAUCUCGACCUUGUUGAUCCGGAGCUCGGCAAGAACGCCCGUAAACGAUAUGGUUGUCUACAACCUUGGGUUGACGAUCCGGCUUCUUAUGGACUCGCGGCAUUGCAAGGAAUGGAGAACUGUGAGAGCAAAGUUGUCCAUAUGUUGAAGGAUCUCCUUAAAAAUCGGUUAGAAUAUAGCGCAUCUGAACAUGAUGGUGAAGCAUUCCACAGUGCUGAGCAGAACGCCCAUGUGGUACGCGACGCAGAAAAGUACUACAAGGCAAUGUACUAUAGCUCAGCGAGCUCGUGGACACUACGUGACACCCACAUGUUUGACACGCUGGACCGGCUGUUCCAGUUCAAGCCUCCCAACAGCAAGGCCAUAGUGUGGGCGCACAACUCGCAUGUUGGAGACGCUCGCUUUACUAGUAUGGGCCAACGACGUAAAGAGAUCAACAUCGGCCAACUCUGUCGUGAGAGGUAUGGCCGCGAGAACGUUGCCAUCAUUGGGUGCGGAACGCAUACAGGAACGGUUGCGGCAGCCCAUGAAUGGGAUGAGGAUAUGGAAGUAAUGCGCGUCAAUCCAUCGCGAACAGAUAGCUGGGAAUACGUUGCGCAUAGCACUGGUAUCCCGAACUUCUUGCUCGACUUGCGUCCGGAUUUCGCCGGUUCACAACUCCGCGAGGCAUUCGCUCAAGAGCCACCAAAGUUGGAGCGUUUCAUUGGCGUCAUUUACCGGCCGGACACGGAGCGAGUCUCACAUUAUUCGCAGGCCUAUCUACAUAAUCAGCUGGACGCAAUGGCACCGCGUCGCUCAGCACGUCUGAGAGGCAACACUCCACUCACUGAGGACCAAUUUCCAGAGGUCCCUACUACUACUCCCAAGAAGCUCUCGCCUGUCGCCGAAAAUGACGAGACAAAAAUUAAAGAUACCGAUCCCAAACCAAAUACCACCCCAAAGAGCCAAUCCUCUUUGAAAAAAGCCAUACUGUCGCCCAAUGGAAAACCAUCCAUCAAAACACCAUCAACCGUCGGUGCUGUGCGUCCAGCUCACGAAGAAAUGCAUCCUAGCAAAGUUCACCAGAGCACAACCAAGCAAGCCGACUCUGGACUUAUCCUUGGCUUUCAGCCCAUUAAACGUGAUUCGAACGGAAGGGUCAUCAAAGAGGAUCCUGUCACCAACACACCUUCAAAAAUCAUAUCGUCUCCUCCAAGUAAUCUUGGCACUCCAUCCAAAUUUGGCUUCAAAUUUUCAAGCGACGACGCUCAACUCAGCGAAGAAGCAAGAAAGUUGAUGGCAAGUGUUCGUGAGGAUGUCGCUAGAAUUAAGGCACAGAUGAUACUCGAGCGGGGUGAACAACAGCGAAACGCAGAAGCCGCAGAGCAGCCGCUAGGAAAUAGAAAGAUCAUCAAGCCCAAGGGCAAGGCUGGACGUUUCAGCGACGUUCAUAUGGCUGAAUUCAAAAAGAUGGACUCUAUUGCAGGACAUCCCUCUGCUUUUAGAGCACAGCCGGGUCGUUUCACUCCUGCCACCCAGUCAUUGAAACGAAAGAGCUCGAAGGCGAAACUUGACGAACCUGAGGCGAAACCUGCACCUUCAAAGUCUCCUGGCAUUGCUGCUAAACGUGUGAAACGCGCCGAGAUUCAGACGACUUCCACCACUCGGCCGCUUGCGAAUAUUGGUACCCAGCGGAAGACGGGUAUUCCACAGCCCGGCACAUCUAUGUUCCGUAGUAGCUCUUUAAUGACACCCACAAAGUCUUCUACUGCCCGUUUCGCGUCGGCACGGCCUUCGAAGACCUCCAUGAUCCCUUCUCUGGCUGGCUCUCCAUCACGCCCAGCUGUACCCCAGACACCCAAGACUGAGUUCAAUCCCAGACUCAAGAAAUCACUUCCAAGUCUUGGAAACCUAAAGUCGAUUCUGAGACGCCGUCAGCCAUUGUUUUCAACUGACCCUGCAAAGAUCGCUGCAGGAACACACAUCACAGCUCCAAAUUUCAGUCCCGACAUCGACUUGAAAGGUCUCCCCACGGCAACUUUUGGCAGCGUUGACCAGACCCCUUCUCCCAAGAAGCAUGUUGAAUUCACAUCAAGUACGAAAUCUCCCCGUGAAUCGAUUCUCGAAACACCAACAGCAAUAGGGCCCGCGUCUGAUGCUCCCGUUGCAUCUACGUCUGAUAUUAUGUACCCGACUCUCCCACUAAGAAUGACACCCGACAAAGAAGUCAUUGAUACUCCCACGAUUCGACGUGUUCGGGAAUCAAUCACAGCUGCCCAACCUGCGAGUCCUCUUCCGAAGAUACCCGCUAUACCUCAUGGUAUUCCGAAUAAGGAACGUAAGCAUGAUCACGAGAAAGAACAGACUGUAACUCUCUCCUCACCAACCUUUAACCCGACUUUCUCAACUCAUCCCACGGCCAGUCCUUUCCCUAAAAUGCCGACAGUGCCACAUGGAAUACCGAACGAGAAGCGUGGGCGUGAGGAGCACAGCAAGAAACCAGAUAUCAAGUCAACUGAUGCAAUGUUAAAGGCUCCGAUAUCACCUCUGAAGGCAAAGAGCCCGUCGAUUUGUCUCGUUGCAGUGCCCCAUGGCAUUGUUAACAAGAAACGCCAGCGUGCAGACGUGAGCGAUGACGAAGACACUGAGAACAUCCCACCUGCUGAUGAUGAACGUAAUGCCAAACGUCUGAAAGCCAGCCCCAUGAAGUUGAAUCCCGUCAGCCCCAGUCCAAUCAAGAAGCGCCCCAUCAUUACUCCUGGGCGCAUGACAGGAAAUCGCGGCCGAGGCGCUACCCCAGGCACUGCGUCGAAGAAGAGUGUUCUCAGCUUGAGUCGCUUGAACAUGCUGUCCAAACCAAAGUCUCGUUCUUGA
Talaromyces stipitatus ATCC 10500 is the source of this 3321-nucleotide messenger RNA. Its product is annotated as erythromycin esterase, putative. NCBI's taxonomy places the organism in Eukaryota, Fungi, Ascomycota, Eurotiomycetes, Eurotiales, Trichocomaceae. The record is from RefSeq and is a predicted model, not a curated record. Bases 1 to 3321 code for a protein of 1106 amino acids. The transcript has 3 exons. Gene Ontology annotation, biological process: response to antibiotic.